GUUAUAUGCACCGCACAUAGAUUCUAACUGAGAAAAACUUGUCUAAGCUAAAUAAGUGAAAUUCAGUCGUUGUGUUUAAUGAUUAAAUUAUCAAAGAUGGAAAUAAACUACACUGAAAAAAAUGGUCUUGCAAGUACAGUAAAAAUUUUCUGGGUGCAAAAAAUUAACUGAGGUAGAUAAAUGAUUAGCCAAUCUGUGAUAUCGCAUAUGUCUUACACUUAAUCAAUCUAAAUGACAGAGACAGAAUUUAUAUCUGAACUGUUAGUAAAAUGUAGAAAGACAGUUUUUCUGUAGCGCCUAUCCAUGUUAAGCACAAUCAAACCUGUUAGAAAGUUCGACUAUGGUACACAGAAAAGAUUAGCUGCAAGCGAGACAAAUGAAUAUAUGAUUCUCACACAAACAGUUCGUGUAACGCGCCCACUCCGUCUAGUUCUUUUUAAGAAUCUUUCGUGCUCAACUGUUUCACGUGCAUGAUGCAAGACUGUGCCGGAUCUUGCAAGAGUGUUCGCGCGCAGUGAGCAGUGUUGGUGUUCGGCUGGCAGUGCAUUGCAGUAAAUAUCGGAAUACAGCCUGCAUUCGAGGGAGAACUCGACGGCCGGGUAGCGGAGACGACGACGACGACGACGGUGGACAACGGCGAGCCGUUAUAAUCAUGUCACAUGAGAUUAUUGAACUGACGAUUCAGGACUUACUAAAAGAUUGGAAUCUCGAUCAAUACGUAUCGGCGUUUGAAAGUAAUUGUAUAGACGUUGGUGAACUUCAACUUCUAUUACAACCUGAAUGGAAGGAUAUAUUAAAUGAUCUCAUUCCAGUCCCUGGCCAUAGAAUGAGAUUUGUCAAAAAUUUAAAAGAAUUGAUGAAGGAGAGCAAAUUUGUAUCAAUAGAGAAUGAUAAUAAUGAUCUUCAAAAAUUACAUAAUAAAGAUAUAAAUGAGAUUACUAUUUCUCUUUCACCUCAACCAGGUACUUCGAGAGAUCCUUCUAAUUUAUUAUCAGAAAAUAUUCAGAAAACGCCAAAAAAUAUUUCUUCAACACAGAAUACUUCAAAUUUAUCAUUAGAAGAUAGUCAGGAAACGUCAAAAAAUAUCUCUUCACAAAAGAGGAGUCGACAGAGUAAUGAACCGAAUGUGAAACGAGGUGAAGAACUUCGACUUCUUUUAAAUAAAACAGCUACGGGUAGAUGUAUAUUGCAACUGGCGAAGCAAGGUCCUUGUUUGAAGCAUGAUAAGGAUAGAAACAAAUUAACAGAAAUUAUUAUUGAAGAUGAAUUAAGCAAAUGUGAAAAGAUUUCAACUGCAGGCUUCGCUGAACUUGUAAGUGCCAUACAACAUAUAUUUCCUGAAGAAGAUAGUGAGCUUUAUUUCAUUCCAUACAAAUAUUCAAAUGGAAUGAAAUUUGUGGCCAAAGGUAAAUUAAUUACUAAGUACUAUUCUAUUCGGAAAGAUUUCAAAGAGCUUGGCAUUAUUACUCGAAACAAGGAUCAGUUAGACUCAGAUUCUUUAGAUGAUUCAGAAGAUGAUGAUGUACAAGGAAAGCUAAACUUUCUUGAAGAGAACAUAGAGCCUUGGUCAACAGUAGUACAGUAUUGGAUGGAUACUUCUAAAGAAUUGCAAAAUUGCAAAAUUACAUGCCCAAUCUCGAGUUACAAACAGAAAUAAAGACAAAGACAAUAACAAGAGAAAUGUUAAAAGCAAGCAAAAAAGCACAACAAUUCCAGAAACCACACAAAUUUCAACUUAUACAAACAAAUUCCCCGCUCUCAAGGAAAACCUUGGAUACACUUUGUUUGAAAUAGAUUUUGAUUUGCUGUAUCCUGAACAAAAACUUAAGGCUUACAACUCUUAUAAAGAUUUUUGUGAUCGUAUUAUACAAGCUCUCACAAACGAAGAAAGUAAAUGCGAGGCC
This is a messenger RNA of Solenopsis invicta (red fire ant), 1904 nucleotides long. RefSeq lists its product as uncharacterized. NCBI's taxonomy places the organism in Eukaryota, Metazoa, Arthropoda, Insecta, Hymenoptera, Formicidae. The coding region runs from base 653 to 1657 and encodes 334 amino acids. The transcript is spliced from 9 exons. The record is from RefSeq and is a predicted model, not a curated record.